Molecule: messenger RNA, 723 nt
Organism: Parastagonospora nodorum SN15
Lineage: Eukaryota; Fungi; Ascomycota; Dothideomycetes; Pleosporales; Phaeosphaeriaceae
Exons: 1
Coding region: 1-723 (240 amino acids)
Source: RefSeq, a predicted model, not a curated record
AUGUACGCUCAACGCCUCAACCCCUGGGACGACAUCGACGAGGAUGCACACGACGAAGAGCUGCCAGACUACGAGGCUGACACCGCGCCCGCAUACGAUUUCAUCUCGUUUGACGAGCCCAUUGCCACCUUCCACUUGCGACAGUAUGAUCGCAAAAUACAGUUGCUGAGACCGUAUGGCGCAUCUGAAGCGUCCUCAUAUCGCAUAACAACGAACAGCUUCCGAGUCUUCUCCAAGAAGCCGGAGAUGGAAGUGCUUUACACAUCAAAGGAGAUGCGGCAGCGGAACAUUGCAACGAUGGGGUUCGACAAAGACGGUCCCAUCCCUUGGUGUCCGCGCGCGCACUUUGUCCACACCGAUACUGACGGAACCGCUACGGUAUACAAGAUGGAAGCGAGGAACUUCGUCGAUUGGGCUAUCUUUUUUGGCGACAGGCGAUACGAGUGGUCCAUCUUGAUACGGCCUGCAGCUCUUGUUCUGCGAGAAGUGAAUUCGGACUUUGUCAUUGCGCGCUUCACGUACUCGCAAAGCGGUACACAAGCCAUGCGCGGUGCCGAAGUGGGCGAGUUGACGCUCUUCCGCGACCCUCUCACGAUGGGGAUUCAUGGCACUGACAAGGUGGUGUGCAGCAUGAUGGUUGCGAUCACCUCCCUGAAGAAGAUGGGCAGGAACUACAGCAACAGUCCAGAGGAAGUGAUGAGAAGUGGAUCGGUGAAUCGGUGA